AACCAGGAACCUUUGGUCUCUUAACCACUAACAACCCCCCCCCCCCCCCUGUCCUCCAGGAACGAGGAGGAGCCGAAGCCCGGCCGGACCUCCUCCCUGGAGGAGGAUGAGGGUUUCAGCGACGGAGGUGCCCAGCAGAGGGAGAGAGCGAGGAGGAGGCAGGCCGGCCUGGACUCCGGAGAGGAGGAGACGGCCUGGGACUCCUCACAGCCCCGCCUCAGGAGGCAGGAGAGGCAGGAGGAGGAGAAGGAGGAGGCCACCGAUGGGAGGACAGAGCCAGGACGUGCGGCUGGCAGGGAGCGGGUGGAGAGGGAGAAGGGGGGGACCAGGGGCGUGAGGCAGGUGGUCUGUCCCGCCCCCAACAGAGAGAUUGAACACAAGAAGGAAACAAAACUGAACCAAUCCAAGGCCUUCCUCCAGCAGGAAGUGUUUCACAGCAAGACCAACGGAAACACGUCCCCACAGGAAGUGACAUCAUGCAUGAACAUGAAAACAAUAAGGCCAAUCAGUCACCAGGAGAAGGAGAACCAGGAGCAGGAGCAGCUGAAGCAGAGACAGCAGGAGGCGGAGCAGGAGCUGGAGGUGCUGAAGAGGAGGAGGGAGGAGAGGAGGAGAGUCCGGGAGGAGGAGCUGCGCAGAGAGGAAGGGGAGGAGCUCCGCCUGGCUGGAGAGGAGGAGCAGCGCAGGAGCCUGAAGGGACAGCCGGAGCGCAGGACGCCGGCUGUAGACCGGGGCCAGAGCUCCAGUCAGGAGGAGGGGGUCAGUCCGGUCUGCCCCAGAGCCACACCCAAGACAGACAGUGGUGAAGGUUGCGAUGCAGACAGUUCACACAUGAUCUCCGAGAGGACUGAGUCCCUGAGCCGAUCCCUGAAGAAGAGUAACAGCUUUAAGAAGACCCAGCCGCCGGUGCUGCUGUCCCGGCUGGACGACAGACUGGAGCAGUAUGCUAAUGCUAUCGAGACCUCCCAGCAGGAGGUGCGUGCCGUGCGGCGGGGCUCUGGGGACCUCCCCAGCCCCACCGGGCCCCUAGCCUCCAGGAGGAGUGUGUUCCAGGCCGGGGAGACCCCCAGCCCCUCCAGGCCGGCCGGCUGCAAGGCAAGGGAGUGUCUAAAGGUGGGCGUGGCCAACCUAAUCACCCAAUGGGUGAAGGCGAGUCCAGACUCAAGUGGAAAGGCCCCGCCCUCUAGACCAGCAGAAGUGAGGCCGGGAGACGUGAUGCAGAAGAAGAACAUGUGGGAGGGCAUCAGAGACACGGAGAGGACGGGAACAUCUGGAGCAACAGCUGGGGACACUUCUGGAAAAAAGUUCAAGUUUGUGGUGACUGGCCAUGGAAAAUACCAGAAACUCUGAGUGGGCGAUGCUUCCAAUCAUGACUGUCGUCAUUGGUCUGUCGUCAUGCAACGGGGCGAAACAACCAAUCAAAAGAAUGACUAUCUCCAAUCCUUGUUCCUUUGUGGUUCUGAUCUAGAUGAACAUGACUAACCUUCUGUUGACUGUAUUUAUAUCUGCUCUGUUUCAUAUCUCUGUUCAAUAAUCAGUGUAUAAUGUAUCAUGUGUUUGGACGUGUUGGGAUUGGAAUAUAUGUAAUGACUAUAUCCCAACAUAUUCAUAUCAACAAUAUUUCUUACCUAAAUUGUUAUUUCAAUUACCUGACAUUUGAAUGACCCAAAUGUUCCCUACACUUUCCUCCUCACACCAGCAAACGUUUAAAACGUGUUGUUACUGGUUUACUGUUAACCUGUUGUUACUAGUUAACUGUUGACCAGUUGCUACUGGUUGACUGUUGACCAGUUGCUACUGGUUGACUGUUGACCUGUUUCUACUGGUUUACUGUUGAACUUUUGCUACUGGUUUACUGUUAACCUGUUGUUACAAGUUAACUGUUGAACUGUUGCUACUGGUUUACUGUUAACCUGUUGUUACUAGUUAACUGUUGACCAGUUGCUACUGGUUUACCAUUGACCUGUUUCUACUCGUUUACUGUUGACCUGUUGUUACCUUUAAUACCUCUUAAUAAGAAUGAUGUACGUGAUCUUAACCUUUCUCUUAAAUAAACAUUGUUCUUCCUGAA
Gadus macrocephalus (Pacific cod) is the source of this 2071-nucleotide messenger RNA. RefSeq names its product lymphocyte specific protein 1 a (gene lsp1a). The record is from RefSeq and is a predicted model, not a curated record. Gene Ontology annotation, biological process: muscle contraction. The coding region runs from base 481 to 1350 and encodes 289 amino acids. The transcript is spliced from 12 exons. Gene Ontology annotation, molecular function: myosin binding; calmodulin binding; actin binding. NCBI's taxonomy places the organism in Eukaryota, Metazoa, Chordata, Actinopteri, Gadiformes, Gadidae.